CUUGGACCAGAACGGCAAUAUGCAUAUUCGAGUUGUCAUUUAUAAGAGGGGUAAAAAAAAAGAAAAAGAAAAAGGGAAAAAAGGGACAAGGUAGGCUUGAGUUAGGCAAGGCUUCAGGCAUGCAGGCAGACCUUCUUCCCUAUCUCCAAAUAAACUCUCCCCUCAGCUUCAGCCUUCGUCUAAGAGCCCAAGUUAAUUAAUUGACUCCUCUAUAUUUCUCCUUCGAGAUCAUUGUCGUCAACUCCCGUAAAUAUAGGAGUUUCUUACUUCUAAUAUACUAUUACGAUUUUAAAACUAUCGAUGACUUGCUAGAAUCGAAACAAUACCAACUUCAUCAUGAUUCACUUUUCAAUUACCUUUCCUCUUGUGCUGCUAGCUUUGGCGGCCGUCGCGAUCUAUGUCCAAGUUACCUCGAGCACUCUAUCUCUCCCCAUAGCGACUGGUACUACCGUCCUCACAAUCAUUCUACCAUUUAUAGCAGCUGCCAACUUCUUCUACCUACCCCGAUUUUCCCAAAUGCUUCGUCAGACAGUUACAUCAAAUCCAUCCCUGUUACGAUUCUUGCCCAUGGUACCUCCGGUUCUACAAGCUAUCCUGACGGUGGUGUUGGCCACCCUCGCAGCUGAGGGCUUCUCGUCCGGCCAGGUCACCGACUGUAGUCUGGAGCUGAACUGGCAGCGUCUGUACAAGGCAAAGGACUUCAGGGCUAUGUCGCGCAUACAGGAUGCUCUGAAUUGCUGUGGUCUCCGCUCUGUCAAGGAUCGCAGUGCGCCCAACGGUCGAUGCCACGAGCUCCAUGAGGAUAGAAACGACUUCUGUCUUACCCCCUGGCGCGCUACGAUGCAACGCAACUCUGGGCUCGAGUUUGGUGUAGCCGUAGCCGUCGGACUUAUCCAGUUGGCCCAUCUCGUCCUUUUCGGGCUGCGCAAUUCAAGUAAGAACGCCGGGCCAGGAUAUAGACGUGUCAUUCAGAAUAUCGGCCCUAGUAGUCGCGAAGGCUUGCUAGAAAACGGGAGGGUAGAUGAGGAAGACGACGGUGAGAAUGGAAAUAGCCGUCGCGGUUACGGCACCGCUGAGAACGGCGCAAAUCAUAGGAUUGAGCCAUCCGGCCUUGGAGAGGAUGGAAAUAACUGGUAGUAGUUUUCUCUGCCGGACGUCCUAGUCGAAGGGGUAAUCAGUUCUAGCGAAGGUUCGGACGAAGCAUUAGGAACACCGAUGGCAACUGAAUUGGGUCUUGAAAAGGAGGUAGUACCGGCAUUUAAGGUUAUAAUUUUCUAGGGACAAUGCUACGUUACCAUAUGUAACUGAGAAAGAUUGGUAGAUUGAGAUACGAAGAGUAGAUGCUUAAGCUAAUAAACUGAUGUAAUUACAGAA
Daldinia caldariorum is the source of this 1374-nucleotide messenger RNA. RefSeq lists its product as uncharacterized. The record is from RefSeq and is a predicted model, not a curated record. Bases 337 to 1137 code for a protein of 266 amino acids. NCBI's taxonomy places the organism in Eukaryota, Fungi, Ascomycota, Sordariomycetes, Xylariales, Hypoxylaceae. The transcript is spliced from 5 exons.